This is a messenger RNA of Beta vulgaris subsp. vulgaris (sugar beet), 1125 nucleotides long. Its product is annotated as 40S ribosomal protein S2-2. Gene Ontology annotation, cellular component: cytosolic small ribosomal subunit; ribosome. Gene Ontology annotation, biological process: translation. The coding region runs from base 94 to 924 and encodes 276 amino acids. Gene Ontology annotation, molecular function: RNA binding; structural constituent of ribosome. NCBI's taxonomy places the organism in Eukaryota, Viridiplantae, Streptophyta, Magnoliopsida, Caryophyllales, Amaranthaceae. The transcript is spliced from 2 exons. The record is from RefSeq and is a predicted model, not a curated record.
AGUUAACCUUUCUGCUAUUUCUUUCUAUCGCCUCUUUUUCUCUCUCACUCAAACCCUAAAAAAAACUCUCUCUCUCAAACCCUAAUUUCGAUAAUGGCAGAGAGGGGCGGCGAGCGUGGUGGAUUCGGCCGUGGUUUCGGCGGCGACCGCGGUGGAAGAGGCGACCGUGGGAGAGGCGACCGUGGAAGAGGUCGUCGUCGCGCCGGUCGUCGUGACGAGGAAGAAAAGUGGGUUCCAGUCACCAAACUCGGUCGACUCGUCAAGGAAAAGAAGAUCACAUCUGUAGAACAGAUCUACCUUCACUCACUUCCCAUCAAAGAACACCAAAUCGUUGAUGAACUCCUCGGAAAUCUAAAAGAUGAGGUAAUGAAAAUUAUGCCUGUUCAGAAACAAACACGUGCUGGUCAAAGAACAAGGUUUAAGGCUUUUGUUGUUGUUGGUGAUGGAAAUGGACAUGUUGGUCUUGGUGUUAAGUGUUCAAAGGAGGUUGCUACUGCUAUUCGUGGUGCUAUAAUAUUAGCAAAGUUGAGUGUUAUUCCAGUGAGACGAGGUUUCUGGGGAAAUAAGAUUGGGAAACCACAUACUGUACCUUGUAAGGUUACUGGAAAGUGUGGGUCUGUUACUGUUAGGAUGGUUCCUGCACCACGUGGUGCUGGUAUUGUUGCUGCUAGGGUUCCUAAGAAGGUGUUGCAGUUUGCUGGUAUUGAAGAUGUUUUUACUUCUUCUCGCGGAUCUACUAAGACUCUUGGUAACUUUGUCAAGGCAACCUUCGACUGUCUGUUGAAGACCUAUGGAUUCCUGACCCCUGAUCUAUGGAAGGAGACUCGCUUCACCAAGUCUCCAUUCCAAGAGCACACUGAUUUCCUCUCCAAGCCAACUGCCAAGCUGACUUUGAUUGAGGAUGUCGAAAGGGUUGAAGCCUAAGUUUUUCUAUCUAGAUGAAUCAGCAAAGAAACUUUUUUUUUAGGUAUCUGAGUUAAUAGGUUUAUUACUAUUGAUGCUUUGGUUUAAUGACUUGCCUAUUUUGCUGAAAAGAAACCAUCUCAUCUCGCAGUUUUGUUUUUAUGCCUGGAUAUUUGUACUCUUUUUUUAAGGUUCAUAUAAAUGCAACUCUUUAUGUUUGAA